Molecule: messenger RNA, 11685 nt
Organism: Callorhinchus milii (elephant shark)
Lineage: Eukaryota; Metazoa; Chordata; Chondrichthyes; Chimaeriformes; Callorhinchidae
Product: protocadherin Fat 4-like
Biological process (GO): homophilic cell-cell adhesion
Cellular component (GO): plasma membrane
Molecular function (GO): calcium ion binding
Source: RefSeq, a predicted model, not a curated record
AUGGCGCAUGGACUCGGCUGCUGGGCGUCUUUCAUUUUCCUGAUAAUAUUCUCAGAUUUGCUUUCCGCACAAAUUCGGUAUUCGAUUGUGGAAGAAUUGAAACACGGCGCCUUCGUGGGGAAUAUUGCAGAAGAUUUGGGAUUGAAGGUACAGAAACUGAGGACUCGCAAAUGCCGGCUGCUCUCCGAUAACAACAAACAGUAUUUGGCCAUGAAUCUGGAUAAUGGGAUUUUAUUUGUGAACGAAAGAAUAGACAGAGAACAGCUCUGUGGGCAGAGUUCCGUGUGUUCAAUUGCCUUCGAGGUAAGGGUAGAAUAUCCUUUGGAAAUGUUUGGUUUUGAAGUGGAGGUUUUAGAUUUAAAUGACAAUUCUCCCAGGUUUCCGCAGAGCUCUUUCUCCAUACAAGUCGCAGAGUCCAUUGUACCAGGAGCGCGCUUCCCUCUCGAGAGGGCGCAAGAUCCCGAUGUGGGGACUAACACAGUCAGUACCUAUCAGAUCAGUUCAAACGAGAAUUUCGGCCUGAAAAUGCAGACCAGGAGGGAUGGGAAAAAAGUGGCCGAGUUGUUCUUAGAGAAGCCAUUGGACCGCGAAAGAAGGUCUGUUUUUCAGCUUGUGCUAACGGCCUUUGACGGCGGAAGCCCAGCACUAUCUGGCACAGCUCAGAUUGUAAUCAAUGUAUUGGACAUAAAUGACAACGUACCUAAAUUUGACCGUGAGGAAUACAGAGUCAGUAUGGUAGAAAACGCGCCCCGGGGUACGUUUGUGACAAAAGUUCAAGAAGAUUUGGACGAGGGGGCCAAUGCUGAGAUAAGAUACUCGUUCAGUGAACACGCCGCACAGGAAGAGCAAGAAUUAUUUACGUUGGACCCGAAAACUGGAGAUAUCAGGGUUCAAGGCAUAUUGGACUAUGAAAAAUCAAACGUGUUUGAACUUGAUGUGCAAGCUGUGGAUAAUGGUGCAUUCGCCAUGACAGGGCGCUCCAAAGUUGUUGUCACUCUAAUUGAUGUGAACGAUAACGCUCCUGAGAUCAGAUUAACCUCAGUAUCCAGCACUGUGCGGGAGGAUGCGGUGCCAGGGACUGUGAUUGCUGCGAUCAGCGUAGCAGACAGGGAUUCGGGGAAAAAUGGAGAGGUUCAAUGUCAGAUUCCUCAACAUCUACCGAUUAAACUGCAGAAAUCUCCAACGAACCAAUAUAAAUUGGUAACGAACAAUAUGUUGGACCGCGAAAAAGUCGAAUUCUACAAUGUAUCUAUAACAGCCUGGGACUCGGGGUCUCCCCCUCUCUCCACAAAUAAAACAAUUCUGGUGUCAGUUUCUGAUAUCAAUGACAACGAGCCCCGGUUUGACCAGUCCUCAUACACUGCAUAUGUGAUGGAGAACAACGCUCCCGGUGACUCCAUUCUAUCAGUGACAGCUUUGGAUCCUGAUUUAGACCAGAAUUCCCACUUGUCCUAUUCCAUCCUGGAGAAUCCCAUACAGGGAAUGACGUCCUUUCCUUACGUCAGCGUCGACUCGAAAAGUGGGAACAUUUACGCGCUGCGCUCUUUUGACUACGAGCGGCUAAAACACUUUCAGAUCCAAGUUCAGGCGCGGGAUUCCGGAUCCCCGUCACUGAGCAGCAGCGCCGCAGUCAAUGUGAUUAUCUUGGAUCAAAAUGACAACGCUCCCGCGGUGGUUUCCCCUGUAACACGGAACGGAUCAGCAACCGUGGGUCCAGUGCCCCAGUCAGCACCAGCGGGAUACUUGGUGACCAAAGUAAUGGCGACUGAUGCUGAUUCUGGUCAGAACGCACGGCUUUCAUAUCAGCUGCGUAAAGCCACUGAUCCCAGUCUAAUCAGCGUGGGACUCAAAACUGGAGAAAUCAAGUUAAUCCGCAGUGUAUCGAGCCAUGAUGCCACCACCCAAGAUCUCCUUAUCUCGGUAAAUGACAACGGGCAGCCAACUCUCUCUGCCACAGUGACUAUCGCAUUUUCAAUAGUGGCCAAUGUAACAGAAAAAUACUUUGAACGUAGUAACGUUCUGGAAAACGCUAACAAUUUUUCUGAUUUAAAUCUGUAUUUAAUUAUCACCUUGGGCUCAACUUCCUUUAUAUUUCUUUUGACUAUCAUGGUGCUUAUUGCCAUCAAGUGCCACCAAGAUAGUGACAACGGAGACGACUGUAGUUUCUGUUGUUGUAGAAUGAGAGAUUCAGGGAAUAGCUUUAUGCGGAGAUCUGCACCUAAAGAAUGUCUGAACUAUACCGGGGUUAGAGACAGUGUCCCCAUCCCCGGAUCUUACAAUUACAGAUUCAGUGUUUCUCCAGAUUCAUCCAAAACAGAUUUUCUGUUUCUAAAAACAUAUGCUCCGACCCUACCCCAUAGCACCCUCAAAAUCCGUUGGGCGUCUUUCGCUCUCCUCAUAAUGGUCUCAGAUUUAACGACUGGACACGUUCAGUACUCAAUUCCCGAGGAACUGAAACUCGGCGCCUUUGUAGGGAAUAUUGCUGAAGAUUUGGGAUUGAAGAUCCGGGAACUGGCCAUUCGAAAAUGCCGUCUGCUCUCUGACAAUAAAAGGCGAUAUUUGGAGGUGAACCUGGACGAUGGGAUUUUAUUCGUGAACGAAAGAAUCGACAGAGAACAGCUCUGUGGACCCAGCUCGACCUGUUUCCUUUCCUUUGAGGUAAUGAUGGAAAACCCUUUACAAGUGCAUGAUUUCGAAGUCGAAAUAUUAGACAUAAACGACAAUUCCCCGUCCUUUCCGAAGAGCUCAUUUUCCAUACAGAUUGCGGAGUCGGUCGCACCAGGCGCCCGUUUUCCUCUGGAGAUGGCGCAAGAUCCCGACGUGGGGACGAACACAGUAAGCACUUACCAGAUAAACUCAAAUGAGCACUUCGGCCUGAAAUUAUACACAAGAGGCGAUGGAAGAAACGUCCCCGAGUUGUUGUUAGAGAAAUCUUUAGACCGCGAAAGACAGUCAAGCGUUCAGCUGGUGUUGACAGCCUUUGACGGUGGCCGACCACAGAGAUUGGGCACAGUUCAGAUCUCGAUUAAUGUACUGGACGCAAAUGACAACGCACCCGUAUUUGAUAGCGAGUUAUACAAAGUCAGCUUGGUAGAAGAUGCGCCAUUGGGUACUUUAGUGACGAAAGUUAAAGCUGGUGAUUUGGACGAAGGAGCAAAUGCUGAGGUAAGAUAUUCUUUCAGCAAUUAUGUCUCACAAACAGAGCGAGAAUUGUUCGCUAUUGACGGAAACACUGGAGAGAUCCGACUUCAAAGGGCACUGGAUUUUGAAGAAUCCAAGGUUUACGAACUGACUGUGCAAGCUGUAGACAACGGCGCUCCGGCAAUGGCGGGACACUCCAAAGUUGUUGUCACGCUGAUUGAUGUGAAUGAUAACAGUCCUGAGAUAAAACUCACCUCAGUGUCCGGUAAGGUACCCGAAAAUGCUGCGCCCGGGACUGUGAUCGCUGUGAUCGGUGUGACAGACCGCGAUUCGGGUAAAAACGGUGACGUUGUUUGUCAGAUUCCUGCGAAUAUUCCAUUUAAGCUGCAGAAAGGUCGAGCGAACCACUACAAAUUAGUCACGAGCCAAAUGUUGGAUCGUGAAAAGGUCCACGUUUAUAACAUCUCUAUCUUAGCCUGGGACUCGGGAUCGCCCCCUCUUUCGUCCAAUAAAACCCUCCUAGUGACUGUGUCGGAUAUCAAUGACAACGCGCCCCGGUUUGACCAGUCCUCAUACACUGCAUAUGUGAUGGAGAACAACGCUCCCGGUGACUCCAUUCUAUCAGUUACAGCUUUGGAUCCGGAUUUAGACCAGAAUUCCCACGUGUCCUAUUCCAUCCUGGAGAAUCCCAUACAGGGAAUGACGUCCUUUCCUUACGUCAGUAUUGACUCGAAAAGUGGGAACAUUUACGCGCUGCGCUCUUUUGACUACGAGCGGCUAAAACACUUUCAGAUCCAAGUUCAGGCGCGGGAUUCCGGAUCCCCGUCACUGAGCAGCAGCGCCGCAGUCAAUGUGAUUAUCUUGGAUCAAAAUGACAACGCUCCCGCGGUGGUUUCCCCUGUAACACGGAACGGAUCAGCAACCGUGGGUCCAGUGCCCCAGUCAGCACCAGCGGGAUACUUGGUGACCAAAGUAAUGGCGACUGAUGCUGAUUCUGGUCAGAACGCACGGCUUUCAUAUCAGCUGCGUAAAGCCACUGAUCCCAGUCUAAUCAGCGUGGGACUCAAAACUGGAGAAAUCAAGUUAAUCCGCAGUGUAUCGAGCCAUGAUGCCACCACCCAAGAUCUCCUUAUCUCGGUAAAUGACAACGGGCAGCCAAGUCUCUCUGCCACAGUGACUAUCGCAUUUUCAAUAGUGGCCAAUGUAACAGAAAAAUACUUUGAACGUAGUAACGUUCUGGAAAACGCUAAUAAUUUUUCUGAUCUGAAUCUGUAUUUAAUUAUCACUUUGGGCUCAACUUCCUUUAUAUUUCUUUUGACUAUCAUGGUGCUUAUUGCCAUCAAAUGCCACCAAGAUAGUGACAACGGAGACGACUGUAGUUUCUGCUGUUGCACAAUGAGAGAUUCAAGCAAUGGUUUUAUGCGGAGAUCUGCACCUAAAGAUUGUCUGAACUAUACCGGGGUUAGAGACAGUGUCCCCAUCCCUGGGUCUUACAAUUACAGAUUCAGUGUUUCUCCAGAUUCAUCCAAAACAGAUUUUCUGUUUCUAAAAACAUAUGCUCCAACCCUACCCCAUAGCACCCUCAAAAUGUCUGAUACCAAUAUGGGAAAAGAAAUCGGCCAGGAAAUACAUACCACCGGAAAUAGGGCGUCUUUCAUUCUCUUCUGGUCUCUUUAUUCUCUCAUGGUCUCCGACUUGGUUUCCGGACAAAUUCGGUACUCGAUUCCCGAGGAAUUGGAGCAGGAUGCUUUUAUUGGAAAUAUCGCUGAGGAUUUGGGACUGGACGUUCAUCGGUUGUCAGCUCGCAAGCUCAGAAUGGUAUCCGACGAUCGGAAGCGCUAUCUGGAGGUAAAUAUGCCGAAUGGGAUUUUGUUUGUGAAUGAGAGAAUCGACAGAGAAAAGCUUUGUGGACAGAGCUCUACCUGCUUCAUUUCCUUCGACGUGUCGGUCGAAAAUCCUUUGGAAAUGUACCGCGUCGAAGUGGAGAUAUUAGACAUAAACGAUAAUUCACCGAGUUUUCCUAAGGGUCGCUUUACCUUGCAAAUAUUUGAGUUGGUUGCACCGGGAACAUCCUUCCCUCUUGAGAGCGCGCACGAUCCGGACGUGGGGAUAAACACAAUAAGCACUUACCAAAUAAGCCCAAAUGAGCAUUUUGGCCUAAAAAUCGAGACGAGGAGUGAUGGUGCUAAAACCGCCGAGUUAGUCUUGCAGAAGACCUUGGAUCGCGAACAGCAAUCAACCUUCCAGCUGGCGCUGACGGCCAUUGAUGGCGGCAUCCCGCACAGAUCUGGCACAGCUCAGGUUUUUAUCACUGUCCUGGAUGCGAACGACAACGCGCCCGUUUUCAGUGAAAAGAUAUACAGGGCGAACUUGCUCGAAAAUACACCCAAGGAUACGUUAGUGAUCAGAAUACAAGCUGACGAUUUAGAUGAAAGGCAAAACGGUGAGGUGACAUAUUCUUUCAGUGAUCGCGUCUCGGCGAAAGUCCGCAAAUUAUUUAAUGUGGAUCCGGUAACGGGAGAGGUUAGAGUUCAAGGCGUACUGGAUUACGAGGAAUCAAAUAUGUAUGAACUUGAUGUACAAGCGGUGGACAAUGCCCCGCAAGCUAUGGCACUGGUAGGAUAUGCCAAAGUUUUUGUCGGAAUAAUUGAUAUCAAUGAUAACGCUCCCGAUGUAAAACUAACAUCGUUGUCUGGCAUGGUCGCAGAAGAUGCUAUUCCAGGAACUGUAAUUGCCCUGAUCACGGUAAGCGAUCGAGAUUCCGGCAAAAACGGACAGAUUGACUGCCAGUUGGCGAGGAACGUUCCAUUCAAACUUUUAACAUCUUCUAAAUACCGUUAUAAAUUGGUUACCAGUGACACAUUGGAUCGCGAAACGGUUGCUCUAUACAACGUGUCCAUCUUAGCCUGGGACGAAGGCUCUCCCCCGCUUUCAACAACCAAAAUUAUUUCGGUGACGGUUUCCGAUGUAAACGACAACGCUCCACAAUUUACUCAAUCGUCAUACAACGUGUACCUGACAGAGAACAACUCUCCCGGUGCUUCUAUAUUUACGGUGGAGGCUGUUGAUCGUGAUUUGAACCAGAAUGGCGAGGUCUCCUAUUUUGUCCAAGAGAGCAAUUGGCACAACACGUCUGCUUACGUUAGCAUCAACUCGAAAAGUGGGAACCUUUACGCGCUGCGUUCCUUUGACUACGAAAAACUGAAACACUUUCAGAUCCAUAUUCAAGCUCGGGAUGGUGGGGUUCUCUCGCUGAACAGCAUUGCCACCCUGAAUGCUAUCAUUCUGGAUCAAAAUGAUAACGCGCCGGUUGUUGUUUCGCCUAUAACGUGGAAUAAUUCAGCAAACGUGGAGAUAGCGCCUCAGUCAACCUAUCCGGGCUACACAGUCACAAAGGUAAUAACUACAGAUGCAGAUUCAGGUCAGAACGCACGGCUUUCCUACAAGUUAAUGGACUGCACCGACCCCAGUCUCUUCAAAUUGGACCCUCUCACAGGAGAAAUCACAACAACUCGAAGUAUUUUUGAUGUGGAUGUCGCUUUCCAAAGAGUGGUCCUCUUGGUAAAGGACAAUGGACAACCCAGCCUGUCCACCACACUCACAAUACUCUUUCAGAUUCUGGACAACGUGACUGAACAAUUCUUUGAACGAAAUGAACAGCCGAAAGUAAGUAAGAUGGCGAACCUACACAGCAGAAGGGUAUUUAAACGCUGGGCGUUUCAUUUAAUUUUCCUGUUGUGUUUCUCGGACGUGGCUGACGGUCAGAUUCGCUACUCGAUUCCCGAGGAACUGGAGCGCGGAGCCUUUGUGGGGAAUAUCGCUGAGUAUUUAGGAACGGAUGCUCGGACGAUGUCAGCUCGGGACUUGCGGCUGGUCUUUGAAGGCAACAAACGCCAUUUCGAGGUAAAUUUGGACACUGGAAUUUUAUGUGUUAAUGAGCGAAUCGACAGAGAGCAGCUUUGUGCUCAGAGCCCCACCUGCUCCCUUUCUUUUGAGGUUACCAUCCAAAAUCCUUUGGAAAUAUAUCGGGUGGAGGUAGAGAUAUUGGACGUGAAUGACAAUUCGCCCAGUUUUCCAAAGCGUGAUUUUAUCUUGGAGGUCGGCGAGUCCAUCGCCCCGGGAGCUCGCUUCCCUCUGGAGAGCGCGUACGAUCCUGAUGUGGGCACCAACACUAUUAAAAAUUACGAGAUCAGUUCAAACGAGUGCUUCGGCCUCAAUAUGCAGACAACGAGUGAUGGAAAUAAAGUUGCCGAGUUAUUGUUGGAGAAAUCUUUGGACCGGGAAACGGAGGCAACCUUUCAGUUAAUACUGAAAGCGAUUGAUGGAGGUUUCCCCGAGAAAUCAGGCACCGCUCGCAUUAUUAUCACAGUGUUAGAUGCAAAUGACAACGCGCCUGCGUUUGAUCAACAACUGUAUAAAGCAAGAUUGUCAGAAAACUCGCCAACGGGUACCUCAGUGGCCACAGUUAAUGCUGAUGAUUUGGAUGAAGGUGCAAACGCCGAGAUGACAUAUUCCUUCAGUAAUCACGCUUCCCAAAGAGUUCGUGAACUGUUCAGUUUGGUCAGAAACGGAGAAAUUACAGUACAAGGAAGAUUGGAUUUUGAAGAGGCAAAGGUUUAUGAACUCGCUAUACAAGCCACAGAUAAUGGUCAACUCGCCAUGAAGGGGCAUUGCAAAGUUUUGGUGGAAAUAAUUGACGUGAAUGAUAAUCCUCCUGAAAUAAAACUGACAUCAGCUUUCGGCACUGUGCCCGAGAACGUGGCCCCGGGGACAGUGAUAACGCUCAUCAGUGUUUCGGAUAGAGACUCUGGAGAAAACGGACAGGUGCAUUGCCGGAUCUCAAACACCGUUCCUUUUAAACUUCAAUCAUCUUCGGAAAACCAAUAUAAAUUCGUCACUAACGGGCCUUUGGAUCGCGAGUCCACCCCUACGUAUAACGUAACAGUCCUGGCCUGGGACACAGGGUCUCCGCCUCUUUACGCAAACAAAACUAUUUGCGUGUCCUUGUCAGACGUCAAUGAUAACGCGCCACGGUUUGAGCAGCCCUCAUACACAGUCUACCUGACAGAAAAUAUCACUCCCGGCGCUUCUAUUUUUUCACUCACCGCCCUCGACCCCGAUUUGGAUGCGAAUUCUUAUGUCACAUAUACUUUGUUGGAUAGUUUUAUUCAGGGCGAAUCGACAUCUGCUUAUAUCAGUGUGAACUCGAACAAUGGGGACGUUUACGCGCUGCGCUCUUUUGAUUACGAAGCACUGAAGAGCUUCCACAUCCAGGUUCAAGCCCGCGAUGCCGGAGUCCCUCCACUGAGCAGCAGCACGACAAUCAACGUCAUUAUUUUGGAUCAAAACGAUAACGUGCCGGUGGUCAUCUCGCCUUUAACCCGGAACGGAUCGGUCGCAGUGGAAACUGUGCCCAGAUCAGCGCCGACGGGUUACUUGGUCACGAGGGUAGUCGCGGCUGAUGCCGAUUCUGGGCAAAAUUCGAGGCUAUCCUACAAGUUGCUCAAAGCUACUGAUCCCAGUUUAUUCAGUGUGGGGCUUUACUCUGGGGAAAUCAGAACGACUCGCAGCUUUUCAUACCAAGACUUCACGACUCAAAGUCUGAUCAUAACGAUAAAAGACAAUGGCCAACCAAUGCUCUCCGCCUCUGUCACCAUUUCCUUUUCCAUUGUGGAGAAUGUUACUGAAAAUCACCUUGGGCGUAAUGAUUUGUAUACAAAGCCAGAUAACUUCUCUGAUCUAAAUGUGUAUUUGAUCAUCACUUUAGCAUCAACUUCAUUUAUAUUUUUAGUGGCAAUAGUUGCCCUUGUUGCUGUCAAAUGUCAUCAGGACAGAAAAACCAACUACGGUUGCGAUACUGCAAUAUGCUGCUGGGGAUACAGGAGUUCGAGAAAUGUUUCUGAUCACGGAUCCGCACCAAACGAAUGUCUGAAUUACACUGGAUAUAAUCCUGGAGUUUAUAAUUAUCAGGUGUGUCUCUCUCCAGAGUCAGCGAAGAGUGAUUUUCUGUUUUUAAGAAGUUACAAUUCAACCCUUCCCAAGAGUAAUAUCGAGGUCACUGACCACCAAAGUCGACAAAAGCCAAGCAGUAAAAGGAUGUUAAACCGCUUGGCAACGUAUUUUAUCUUCUUGCUUUAUGCCCCGGACUUGGUUUGUGGAGAGAUUCGGUACACAAUCCCCGAGGAACUGGAGCACGGCGCCUUUGUGGGGAAUAUCGCCGAAGAUUUGGGAUUAAACCUUCGAGAAUUAUCGGCUCGGAAAUUCAGACUGGUCUCCGAAGAAAGAACACAAUACCUUGAGGUAAAUUCGGAGAAUGGGAUUGUUUUUGUCAAUGAAAGAAUUGACAGGGAGCAGCUUUGUCAGAGCUCCACCUGUUCUCUUUCUUUCGAGGUAAUAGUCAAAAAUCCUUUGGAAGUGCACCGUGUGGCUGUCGAGAUACUAGACAUUAAUGAUAAUUCACCUAGUUUCCCGAAGAGUGAUUUUUUCUUGGAAAUCGCUGAGUUUAUAGCACCAGGAGCUCGCUUCCUUCUCGCAAGCGCAUACGACCCGGAUGUCGGUAAAAACGCAAUCAGAACGUAUCAAAUCAGUUCAAAUGAAUAUUUUAAUCUAAACGUACAGGUUACAAGUGAUGGUAAGAUAAUAUGCGAGUUAUUAUUGGAAAAACCAUUGGAUCGCGAACGGCAGUCAGAAUUUAAACUAACCCUGACAGCGAUUGAUGGUGGGAUACCAGAGAGAUCUGGCACAGCUAAAAUUAUUAUUAAUGUGGUGGACGCCAAUGAUAACGUACCUGUAUUUGAUCAUGAACUGUACAAAACGAGUUUACCGGAAAAUGCAGCUGAGGACACAUUGGUGAUCAAAAUCAAUGCCAUCGAUGUGGACGAAGGUAGCAACGGCGCAGUAAAAUAUUAUUUCAGUAAUCAUGCUUCUCAAAGAGUGCGCGAGUUGUUUAGUCUGGAGCCAGAAACCGGCGAGAUUCGAGUGAAAGGAGUCCUGGAUUUUGAAGAAUCAAACGGUUACGAACUUGCUGUACAAGCUAUGGACAGUGGCGCACCAACUAUGACCGGACAUACCAAGGUGAUGGUGAGCAUAUUGGACAUGAAUGAUAACGCCCCUGAGAUAAAAGUUACCUUAUUGUCCAACACAAUCCCUGAAAACGCUGAAUCCGGAACACUGAUAGCUUUGAUCAGUGUCACAGACAGGGAUUCUGGGAAAAAUGGGGAAGUUCACUGUCAGAUUCCCACGAACAUACCUUUCAAAUUACAUUUGACUUCCAAGAACCACUGCAGGCUGGUGAGCAGUGGCGUACUGGAUCGUGAAACCAUUUCCACCUACAACAUAUUGGUAUCAACCUGGGAUGCUGGAUCUCCGCCUCUUUUGACAAACAAAACAAUAAUGGUGUCAGUUUCUGAUAUAAACGACAACGCCCCCCGAUUUACACAACCCUCAUAUACAGUUUAUGUGUCAGAGAACAACGCACCCGGGGCUUCUAUUUUCACAGUUACUGCAUUGGAUCCCGAUUUAGACCAGAAUGCACAUGUAUCGUAUUCUGUAUUACCAACCCGGGUUAUGGAGAUUCCUGUGUCUACUUACAUCAGCAUCAACUCAAACACUGGGAAUAUCCACGCGCUACAAUCGUUCGAUUACGAGCAGCAAAAGACAUUUCAGUUCCAAGUUCAAGCCAAGGAUUCUGGAGUUCCUCCUCUCUGGAGCAAAUGCGCAGUGAAAGUGAUUAUCUUGGAUCAAAAUGACAAUGCUCCAGUGAUUAUCUCACCCUUAGCUUGGAAUGGAUCGAUAUCAAUUGGGUUAAAGUCCCAAUCUAUUUAUCCAGGCUAUUUGGUGACCAAGAUAAUCGCAACAGAUGCAGAUUCGGGGCAGAACGCACGGCUUUCUUACCGUCUGGUGAAAGCCACUGACUCCAGCUUAUUCAGCGUGGGACUCUUUUCUGGAGAAGUCAAAACAAUCCGCAGAUAUUUGGAUAAAGAUGCGGCAGCACAGGUUCUGUCCAUUCGGGUGAAUGACAAUGGACAACCUUCCCUCUCAGUCUCCGUAACUGUUUCCUUUUCAGUAGCCACCAAUGCGACUGAAAAACAUUUGGAACGCGUUGACUUGGUUCACAGUCCAGCUAAUCCUUUUUCCGAUCUGAACCUUUAUUUGAUAAUUGCUUUCGGGUCAACGACAUUGAUAUUUCUACUGACCAUAAUUUUGCUGGUUGCUAUCAAAUGCCAUCAGGAUAGAAACGGCAUUUACGGGUACAAUUCCAUAUAUUGUUGUUGGACUCACAGGAAUUUAAGAAGUACCAGAGAUGCAUCCAUUCGGAAUCGAGCACCGGCAGAAUCUCUAAAUUACACUGGAGCUCGGGAAAGAGUUUCCAUGCCCGGGGCCUACAAUUAUAACGUCUGUUUGUCUCCGGAAUCAGCCAAAAGCGACUUUCUCUUUUUAAGUACUUGCAAUUCCAAUGCACUCACAAGUACUAUCAAAGUGACUGACACCAACUUUACUAAAGAAUUUGAGCAGGAAAGAGGUGUCGGCAACAACAGAUAUUGA